AAAACUCACAAUUUGCCAUUAAUGAACUUAAAAAAACAAUGAUUAGACAACUUGUUUCUUGUUGUUAUAUCAACUUCAUGAACUUUAAUUUCUGAGUUAAAACCAAUCAAAUUUUUAAAAUUUGCAAUAUUCAUUUGCAAGUUAAACCACCUUCAGAUAUUAUACAGUAAAGUGUGGUGCUCUGUCGGUGCUUGGUGGUGAGAGGCCGUCUUUCAAGAAAGCAGCUGUUCUUUGUUGUGAGGAAGCCAUAAAAUCAGGACCGGAUCAUCUGACAUGACGCACCAGAUGUGGUGCUGAUGCGAAUCAGUUUGGACAAUUUAUUCAAUCAGGUUUUAUCGCUUUUCUUUCUGGUUGUUACACAUUUUCUAUUUUACGAAGCAAGGAUUCUCAAAAGAACAUUCUUUUCCUUUUAGAUGAACAGUUUCUGAGGAAAAGUAAAGGAUUUCAGUCCUAACAUCACCACUUAUCUUUUGUGUGACAACAUGAGGAUGUUAAUUUUUCUGCUGUUAUGUGGCACUUCAUCACCUGAAAAACACUCGCUGACAGUUUUGGUUACUGCCUCUUCUGGACUCCCUCAUUUUCCAGACUUUGUAACCACCACCCAGGUGGAUAAGCUGCCAACAAGUUACUGCGACAGCAACAAAAAUAUUAGAGCAAACCCAAAAUAUGGUCAAAAAUUAAUAAACAUUGAGUCACAGAUUGCUGAUUGGUAUAUUGAACAAUGUUUUGAAAUAAUGUCUGAUUAUCUCAAGGUUAAGAUGGGAAUAUUAACGGACCUGAACCAGAGUGAAGCUGUUCACAUUUUACAGGUUAUUAUUGGCUGUAAAUGGGAGGAAAAGACAAAAGAAACCACCUCGUUUUUACAGUUUGGAUAUAAUGGAGCCGACUUCAUCAAAUUUGACCCAAAGAAGUUGACAUGGAUUCCUCAAACUCCCCAGGCUGCCAGCAUCAAACCAAAAUGGGAAGCUGAUGAAUCUACAUACCAUUUGAAGCGCAACAAGGACUUCUUAAAUCAAAUAUGCCCUGAUUGGCUGAAGAAAUAUAUGGCCAAUAACGAAGGCCCUCUGCAGAGCACCGUUCUUCCCUCAGUGUUUCUCCUCCAGAAGUCUCCUGACUCUCCAGUCAGCUGCUCCGCUACUGGUUUCUAUCCCAACAAAGCUGCGAUGUUCUGGAGGAAGGAUGGAGAGGAGAUUCAGGACGGUGUGGACAAAACAGAGAUCCUCUGUAACCAGGAUAACACCUUCCAGAUGAGAGCAAACAUUAAUGUUUCAUCUGUGAACCCUGAAGAUUGGGAAAGAUAUGAGUGUGUGUUUCAUUUGGUGGAUGUUAAAGAUGAUGUUGUCAGCAGACUGGAGAAAGAAAAGAUCCAAAGCAACUGGGGAAAGAUGCAGAAACAUAAUGAAGAGGAAAAGCCCAUUGGCAUGAUAGUUGGGAUCACUGCUGCAGGGGUUUUUGUUAUAAUUGUUGCUGCUGUUGGAUUUACAGUCAUCAAAAAUAGGAAAGCUCCCAUCAACAGCAUUGAAUUGUCUGAGAGACUCAAUCAAGAAACCAGACUGAAGUCAAAUCUGGACUCUAACAGUUAAAACAAGUUUAGAGCAGAAGAGACUAUUAUGUUCAGUAACUUUGAUUGAAUAAACCAAGUUUGCAUUCAAAACAUUUUGAGUUCUUCAUUGCAAGUCUGUAAAGAUGUAUUAAACUCUGCCUAAUUUAAGAAAACCAUUUAUUUUGUAUUGUAAUUACAUUGUAUUUUGUAUUGUAGUUGAAGGAAGUGUUUUUUUUCUAUUAAACAAUUUUUUCUUUGUCCGUGUAGCAAUGAAUUCAGCAUGCAAUAUUUUGAUUGAACAAAGUACAAAAAAAACCUUGUAAGUUCAAAAGUUGUCAGUAUUACACAAGCACAGGUAUUUUGAGGCCAUUUUCUCUCCAUGUGGCUGAGAGCAGCACAUCAACUGUUUUACAAACCUACCAGAGAAG
Molecule: messenger RNA, 1971 nt
Organism: Xiphophorus hellerii (green swordtail)
Lineage: Eukaryota; Metazoa; Chordata; Actinopteri; Cyprinodontiformes; Poeciliidae
Product: major histocompatibility complex class I-related gene protein-like
Exons: 6
Coding region: 483-1583 (366 amino acids)
Biological process (GO): immune response
Cellular component (GO): external side of plasma membrane
Source: RefSeq, a predicted model, not a curated record